Nerophis ophidion (straightnose pipefish) is the source of this 4418-nucleotide messenger RNA. RefSeq names its product zinc finger protein 180-like. The record is from RefSeq and is a predicted model, not a curated record. The coding region runs from base 699 to 2426 and encodes 575 amino acids. Gene Ontology annotation, biological process: regulation of transcription by RNA polymerase II. The transcript has 3 exons. Gene Ontology annotation, molecular function: RNA polymerase II cis-regulatory region sequence-specific DNA binding; DNA-binding transcription factor activity. Lineage: Eukaryota; Metazoa; Chordata; Actinopteri; Syngnathiformes; Syngnathidae.
CCAUCACUAGGGAGUAGGGUGGAGUGGUGAGGAGCGCUGCGCUCACAUUUUUUUUUAAAUCGGAGUGAUUCGCUUAAUUUGGUGAAGUAUCGAUACCAUCACGCCAGUAUCGAUACGAUACCGAUACUCACCAAGUAUCGCUACUACCGAUACUAGGUAUCGAUACGCCUAGCCCUAGCGGCCACAAAGAGCGGUCCUAGUGCCCUCCACGUAUCCUAACCGCCAUUGAACAAACAAAAAAAAGACGAACGACGAAGCCAACUUGAAAGUGGUCCAUGGAAAGGUUGAUAUUGCGACCUCCUGUACUGUAGAAUGUAGUAUGGACCAUAGGACAGGAAGAAGAAGUCCCGUUAAGAAGCUGUGGAGGCCUAAGAUGCUCUACUAGUCUGCUGGAAAUCCAAAGAAGACGAAGGAGUAAAAAGCAAAAUGGCGUUUGACAGAGAAGGCCUAAACGUGGCCACUGGCCAUUAUUGUUUCUCUAUUUGUAUUUAGUGCAUACAUGUACGCAUAUAUGUCGUGUAGUAGAUGAAACAUUGUUAGUGAUUGUUUGUAUCCGGAUACAUUAGUCUUAACGCACUUUAUCGCGUCUUGUGCUAGUUAGCUUAGCUUGUUAGCUGCUAACAAAGAGACGCGGACGUUAUCAACACAUCGCUAAGUAGAGAUCAAAUGUGAGUGUAAAGUGUUGUGAUUGUGUGAAAAUGUGCGAAAGAGCCAUAGCAAAGUAUGAGGAGGAACGUUGUCCAACAAAAGAGGAGAAGGAGCGACAACAUCAACUACUAGACGCUGUUUUCAAGAAACAUCAAGUUGUGUUACACAGAACAGACGUCCAGCAGCCCUCCCACAUUAUAGAGGAAGAUGAUCCACAGUUCCCCCACAUUAAAGAAGAAAAGGAGGAUCCACAGUUCCCCCACAUUAAAGAGGAAGAGGAGGAAGUGUGGAUCACUCAGGAGGGAGAGUGUCUUCUAGGACAGGAGGAGGCUGAUCUCAGCAAGUUUCCACUGACUGUUGUCUCUGUGAAGACUGAAGAGCAUGAAGACAAACCACCUGAGUCCUCACAGCUUCAUCACAGUCCAAACCUCGAUGAAGAACAUCUUCCUCAUGAGCAGGAGGAGGAACCACAGUCUCCCCACAUACAUGAGGAAGAAGAUGUACCACAUUCCCAUCAUGUUAAAGAGGGAGGGAAGGAGCCACAGCCCCCCCAUAUUAAAGAGGAAGACGAGAUGCCACAGACCCAUAGUGUUAAACUCACCCUUUACAUUAAAGGGCAAGUGGAGGAACCACUGAACUUACACAUCAAAAAGGAAGAAGAGGACCCACUGACCCCUCACUUUAAGGAGCAAGAGAACCCGCUGAUCCCUCACAUUAAAAAGGAAAUGGAGGACGCACUGAACCCCUACUUUAAAGAGGAAGAGGAGGACCAAGAGCUGUUGCACAUUAAAGAGGAAGAGGAGGAACACCGCAUCAGUCAGCCUAAAUGGUUGGAGGAGUUCCCAGUGACUGGUGUCCCUGUGAAGAGUGAAUAUGAUGAGGUCAAAGGUGAAAGUGAGGAGAAGAGAGAGGCGGAGCCUCCAAGAAGCAGCUCAACACAACACAUGACAACAGAAGCUGAUGGAGACCACUGUGGAGGAUCACAAGCAGACAAGCUCUUAGCUCCACUAUCAGAUAGUGAGGACACAACGUCACACUCUCCUGACACUGAUGAUGAAGACUCUAAAGAUGAUAAGACAUGUCACACUGACAACACUCACUUCACAUGUUCUCACUGUGACAAAACCUUUAAAUACCAUUGUCGUCUUAAAAGACACAUGAGAACGCACACUGGAGAAAAACCUUUUAUUUGUUCAAAAUGUGGUAAAAGUUUUACACAAAGUUGGAGUUUGAAAGUGCACAUGAGAAUGCACACUGGUGAAACUCCUUAUAUCUGUUCAAUCUGUGGUAAAGGUUUUACAGAAAGUCCACAUUUGAAAAGACACAAGAGAAUACACACUGGUGAAAAAUCACAUUCCUGUUCAAUCUGUAGUAAAGGUUUUACAGAAAGUCAACAUUUGAAAGAACACAUGAGAACACACACUGGUGAAAAACCUUUUUCCUGUUUAGUCUGUGGUAAAGGUUUUACACAAAGCCAAAAUUUGAAUGUACACAGGAGGACACACACUGGUGAAAAACCUUUUUCUUGUUCAAUCUGUGGUAAAGGUUUUACAGAUAGUCCGAGUUUGAAAAAACACAAGAGAAUACACACUGGUGAAAAACCUUUUUCCUGUUCAAUCUGCUACAGAAGCUUUCGUGAACGAUCAAAACUUGUAAGACACAUGAGAAGACACCCAGGAGAGAAAGUGUUGAGUUGCAGUGUGUGUGGUGAAAGAUUCUCUUAUAAGUACCAGUGUAAGAAACACAAGUGUGCUGGUGAGAACAGCAGCAGCAAAUGAAACUGCAGGAUUUGGAAUAAACUGUCAGGACUUAAAUUUUGACUUUCCAACAACAUCAGCCAAUACAACAUGUGUGACAUUGUUGUUGUGUAACAAACCUUUUAAAUUGCUUCUACAUUUAUAGCUGAGAUAUUUUAUUACAGUGCUUUUUCAGUCAAAUACAUGCAUUAAUAUGCAACAUUGCGUACUUUUGUUAAAAAAUGAACAGAACAAUUAGACUGAAAAGGUGAGAGUAAACAGUACAAGACAUUUUUUAUAUACAAUUAAGGCCGGGCGUUAUAUGGAUAUAUACGAUAUAUUGCGGGUUUAUCUCUGCGAUAUAGAAAAUGACUAUAUCGUAAUAUUCGAGAACAAAUUCUCACGCAGUUGCUUUUAGCUGCGGGCGUACACUUCAAGGCUCUUCCCACUCCUUCUUGUGCCUCCUCACAGACAAGCGCACCUUCUUACACGCGUCACAUACUGACACGUCAUACGUCACAUACGUGUCCGCCCUGGCAGAGCAGAGAGGUAGCAUACUGGGCUACGUUAGCUGUAACAUAGCCGUACGAGAGAAAGAAGUUGCGGAUCUGGUAACAAAGGAAGAAGACUUAAUUCCCAAUAAAAACCGCGGGGUUUCCAUCGUCUACCGGUGGUUCGGCUUCAAGUGGGAAUAUGUCAAACAGACAACCGUAAUUUGUCAAGUGUGGGGCAAAAGCAUUGCUAUAAAAAGUUUGAAAAGUCACUCGCCAGAGCAGGGGUGUCAAACUCAAAUACAGAGUGGGCCAAAAUUUAAAACUGAACAAAGCCGCGGGCCAAGGUUGAACAAAUUAACCUUUUAAUAGGUACUCAAAUAAGUUUUGCAGUGAAUAUUGAACAAGCAAGGCUUAAAUAGGGCAGCACGGUGGCACAGGGGUUAGUGCACCUGCCUCACAAUACGAAGGUCCUGAGUAAUCCUGGGUUCAAUCCCGGGCUCGGGAUCUUUCUGUGUGGAGUUUGCAUGUUCUCCCCGUGACUGCGUGGGUUCCCUCCGGGUACUCGGUCUUCCUCCCAUGGAACAGGCAGAGCUUAUAUAACGUAAUAGUGCAAAAUCAACUUUCAAAAAACAUCAGUGGUAUAUUAGAUAAAAUUUAAUUAAAAAGAUGAAUGCCUCUUUUCUAUUUGCAGCUUUCUGAGGUAAAUAUCGACAUUAACUUUUUCCACAGGCUAAUAAAUUUGAAAAUAAAAAUGAGGUGGGCGGGGUUUGGUGGUAGCGGGGGGGGGGGGGUGUAUUGUAGCGUUCCGGAAGAGUUAGUGCUGCAAGGGCAUCUGGGUAUUUGUUCUGUUGUGUUUAUGUUGUGUUACGGUGCAGGUGUUCUCCCGAAAUGUGUUUUGUCAUUCUUGUUUGGUGUGGGUUCACAGUGUGGCGCAUAUUUGUAACAAUGUUAAAGUUGUUUAUAUGGCCACCCUCAGUGUGACCUGUAUGGUUGGUGACCAGGUAUGCGUGGCAUUCGCAUAUAUAUUAUGUGACUUGGCCAGCACGCUGUUUAUAUGGAGGAAAGGCGGACGUGACAACAUGUUGUAGAGGACGCUGAAGGCAGUGCCCUUAAAGCACGCUCCCAAUAUUGUUGUCCGGGUGGAAAUCGGGAUAAUGGUUGCCCAGGUAGAUUUUCGAGAAGGGCCCUAAACUCCGGGAGUCUCCCGGGAAAAUCGGGAGGGUUGGCAAGUAUGAGUAUUAGCGGUGAAUUUGGUGUUACUGGCGCGCCAGCUCUAAUGUUAAUUUGAUAUUGCCUCAAGGGCCAAAUGAAAUUAAACGGCGGGCCAGAGUUUGACACCUAUGCGCUAGAGAAUGAAGAGGAUUUCAUAACCUUAGUAACAUACCACAUAGUGAAGGACGAAUACUAUUUGAUUUCCUAUUAUGGAGCUCGUUUUUAUUUGACACUUAAAAUGUCUGACAAUCUUGCACUUUAUGUUUUGGAAAUGACUUGAAUGUUUGUGCCAUUGCUUAAUAACUUUAAUAAAUAUACUUUUGGUCAA